Cuscuta epithymum is the source of this 1936-nucleotide messenger RNA. The record is from the annotation of a GenBank genome assembly. Lineage: Eukaryota; Viridiplantae; Streptophyta; Magnoliopsida; Solanales; Convolvulaceae.
CCGGCCUGACAUGACGAUUUCUCUUGGUUUACUACCCAUUUGCCCGUUUCCUUUCGUAUAUCCAAUUCGGGUUGAGUUCGACCCGAUGCUGCAUCUCGAACCCAGGCUAUCAGGACUAGCUUGAUUUCUACCUCUUCCUAUCUUCGCAUCAAACCCACCGAAGCAAUCGGCGGUCCAGAUUCGCCGACUAUAGUCUCCGAUUGUCGAUGUUAUUUACCGCCCACGCGCUCCAUCUAAGCUCAAGUACCUGUAUAUCUAUGCGCAGAUUCAAUUUCUGAUCAAGAGUCGCUUUCCAUGGCCUCUUCGGACAACGAAGAUGAAUCCCUUGCCCAAUUCCUUGAAUCCGAAGUACUCGCGUUUGCCGACCAGGAUGAAGAGAAUGAUGAAGAAGUGAAGGGAGGCAAAGAGACAAAGGAGAUGACAUCCAAGAAUCUCAUAGAAGAGAAUGAGGAUCCGGUGAAGGAGCGGGGAGAAGAAAGAGCACCUAAGAAAAUGAGAUUUGUUAAAGAUGAGGAGGAGAUAGACGAGGAGCAUAAGAUAUUAGCAAAAGGAAUUAGAGUUGACGAGGUUGAACAAGUGAAAUCUGUACUAUCAUCUCCAUUUUCAGCUAAGAGUGCAUCUGGUUCAUUGGAGAUGAACAAUACAUCUAAAGAAAGAAAAAACAAUGCUCUUUGGGCUCUGAGGUGGAUGGAAACUGGGGUUUUUCGCAAAAUACCUCCUGAGUUGCUUCACCAAAUACUUAAAUUCCUUUCCUCAGAGGAUCUUGUUGCUUGUUCACUCUCUUGCAAAUUCCUAAACUAUGCUGCAUCUGAUGAAUCAUUGUGGCGUCGACUGUACUGUAUGAGGUGGGGUCUGCUUCCACCAAAUAGACCACGGGAAUGUGCUUGGAAGAUGAUGUACAUUCAGCGAGAUACAGAUGAUAUGGCGGAGUUUGUUAGGCACUGUCCAUCUGAAUUCAAACAAUAUUACAUCCAAAUGCAGGCAGCAAAGAGAAGCCAAGCUCCUCUUCUUUCACAAGUGAACGACGAUCAUAUAAUACUUGAUAAGACUAUAGCCGAUCAAAUCUCCAUAUGGAAGAAAAACAAAGGCCUUAGUGAUAAAGUAUGUGCAGAUCAUGCUUGCUCUGGGGAGACUUGCACUUACUAUCAAAUUGGUGAUGUGUUUGUUUGUGAGAAUAGUGGACAAGUACAUGUAUGUGAUGACACAUGCAAGGAAGUCGUUCUUGAUCCAACAAAUGAGCUCUUGGUGUGUACCAUUUCAGGGCACUGUUUCGACAGAAUGUUGUCUCCAUCAGAAAUAGAACCGGAUGUGGAACAUCAGCAGGGCAGUGGGAUUGAUGAAGCAGAACCGUUCAUGGGAUCUGGCCGAUUUGCCCGAGCUUAUUUGCUAGGCUACAACUGUUAUGAUGAGAAGGAACUUGAAGCUGCUUUGAGGUUCUGCUAAUCCUAUUGCAUGCAUGUGUAUAUAGCUGUAUCGUCUUGUUGUAAUCUGGACCGUGGCAAGCAACGGAUAGCAGCAGAGAGUUGGUCCUAUGCUUACCAUGUUGGCAUGAGUUGUUGUAAUCUGGACCGUGGCAAGCAACGUAUAGCACUAUAGCAGCAGAGAGUUGGUCCUAUGCUUACCAUGUUGGCAUGGGUAGAGCAUCGGCUCAAGCGUGGUAGGGUGUUGUUUCAAUAAUGGCUUUUCACUUUAAGUUAUUAUUAUUAUUACUAUUUAUGUUAUGAUUAUGAUUUCUUAUUACAACAACUUAUCACAUCCCAAAUAGAGGUUAUAGCAAUGCAGCAUGAUGCACUUCCCCCAAUAAUAAUUAUUUUCAUGGUUAACAUUUAAGUAGAGAGAAAAUGUGGGUUGCUGUGAAUUGGUGAUUUUGGUCUUGUUUGGCAAUUGGCUAUUAGUUGUUAACUGUGAGCUGGUUAUGAUAGCAGUUUGAUAAUGG